CCUUCUCUCCUCCCAUGUAAGCAGCAAGAGGAAGAGUCACACACUUGAGUGUUCGAUUGCGCGGUCAGUCACACACAGGUACACAGGAUACUGAGUUUGGGUGAGAGACGACGAGAGAGAGAGAGAGAGAGAGAGAGAGAGAGAGAGGACAAGAGAGAGAGGACAGCCACUGGUUGCUCACUCACACUCAAGCUUUCAAGGAAGGCACUGACAGCCUGCCUUAUGUGUGGCUCCUCUCAAGGCUUCACAGCCUCCUCGCAGUACGCCACAGCCAUGUUAACAUCAGAAAGUUCCCCGCACAACACAAGGGCCAUCGCAGCCGCAAUGCCAGAAACACAGGACGCAGACAUAACUUCAUGGAGCGAGGCAAACUUUGAGGAAAAGUGCACGUAUAUCGUGAAGGACCAACUUCUGGAGGAAGGGUCCGAAAACAACUGCAAGACACGAGCCGAGAGAUCUUUACCCAGAAACCUGGCCCUCAAACGCUGCCAUGGCCCAUCAGAGGUGCUUGGGGUGACCAGUAAGGAGCUGAUUCCUAAGGGAACACGUUUUGGCCCUCUGGUGGGGGAAAGCUACACCAACGAAACGCUUCUGAACGACGCUGACAGGAAGUACUUCUGGAGGGUCUUCUCAGAGGGGCAUUUACACCACAUCCUGGAUGGUUUGAACGAAGAACGAAGCAACUGGAUGCGUUAUGUCAACCCGGCUUGUACUGUGGAGGAACAGAACCUGGUUGCAUGUCAGAGCAGGUUAAACAUCUACUUCUACACCAUCAAACCACUUCAGCCGGGCCAGGAGCUCCUGGUGUGGUACUGCCCUGAAUUCGCCCAGCGCUGUAACUACCCUCCACUGGGCCAACUGGCUAUUGACAAUAUUGAACAGAGUCAAGCUCAGGAGAAGACAUCAGGGAAACGAGGACACAGCGUCUCUGAAAUCCUCCGAGAUGAGCCUUCCAAAUCGCUGCCUACCCCCCACAGGCGUCUGGAUCGUCCCUUGUCCCAGACCAACUUCUCAAGAGGUUUCCCCCUGUGUCCACGUGUUGUCUACCCAAUCCAGCACCACUCAGAAUCCAUCCAUAGCCACAGAUAUGCAACUCUACGACCUCUGCCAUCCUGUAGCCCUCCAGGUGCCAAACGACCAGCUCUAAGUGGUCCUUCCAGUUUGCACUUCUCCCUUCACCACAGUCAAGGCCCUGUUAUAGCCAAACCUUACCAAGAGCUCUCUGUGCCUGAUCAAGUCCAUCCCGCUCUGAGGCAUUCUCACUAUCUACUGCCUCACUACUCACUCGGCCUUAACAGCAUUCUACCUCAUUCAUACCCAUUCUUCAGGGAUCGAAUGAAACCUCACGUAACACUCUCAUCUCAUUCACUGCCUUUUGACGCCUAUGCACAUUUCAUGCAUCCUCUGGCCAAUGGACACAAAGACUUGACACUUGCGCUAUCCAACACCAAACAAGACCUCAUUCAUUCACCAACCAGCGAGCACAGAGACAACAAGGACCUCAUACCAGAAAGGACAAACUACCUCAGGAGCCCCUCGGAUGACCUGGGAGAUUUCAAACGCUCUCCUUCCACCAAUGUCCACACAGACCUCACUAUACCUGCCACAUGUAGUGCCUCAUCCAUGGUCACCUCACUCCGCAGAGCACUGCCCUGUCUUGCGCCUGGAGGAUGCUCACCACCAGUGGGAAUGGCUGCCUUUUCAGAUUGCCUCCCUUCCAAACCCACAUCUGCCACUCAUAGCAAAACUGAGGAUGCAAUGGACCUCAGGAAGAUUAAACGAGGUGGUCAUAUUAUUGGCUACAAGACCCUGUCGUACCCCCUCACCAGGCAGAAUGGAAAGAUCCGUUAUGAUUGCAAUGUCUGUGGAAAGGUCUUUGGGCAGCUGUCCAAUCUCAAGGUCCAUCUGCGAGUGCACAGCGGAGAGCGUCCCUUCAGGUGUCAGACCUGCAAUAAGAACUUCACUCAGCUGGCCCACCUGCAGAAACACUACCUGGUUCACACUGGAGAGAAGCCUCAUGAAUGCAAGGUGUGCCAUAAGCGAUUCAGUAGCACUAGUAACUUGAAGACCCACCAGCGGCUACACUCAGGUGAGAGGCCUUACCUGUGCAAGCUCUGCCCAGCCCGCUUUACUCAAUUCGUACACCUCAAGCUUCACAAACGCCUCCACACUGGAGAGCGACCUCACAGGUGUCCUUGCUGCCCCUGUGCCUAUCUCCACUACUGUAGCCUCCAGGUGCACCUCCAAGGCUUCUGCCCUCUCUCCCCCUCGGCCUCCCGCAGACACUCGCCAGAGGAGCUACGCCGAGUCAACGCGGAGAUUGAGAGGUUCGACAUGAGCGAGGCGGCCGAGCAGCUCGAGGCCAUGGCCGCAGAUGCCGAGAUGGACAAGGGGAAUGUUUUUAACCUAAUAAAGAAGAUGGAGACUCACACCUCUGGACACCACGACGGCGAAGAUGAGGAGACUGAGCUGAGCAUCUACAAAUCAGCAAAGGAGUGUUCUGCUGUUCAGCUGCAUCAUGGCAGCCCUAUACCUCUGCAUUCAACCAGUAUCAAGCUGGAGUCAGGCUGCAUAUCAGAGCCCUAAAACAGCCUUGCUAAUCCAGCCCCAUAAUCCUUACAGGUCAGCUCAGCAGCUGUCUGUUACUGCCCUAUUUGAAGUAAAGCCUUAUCUCAAUCAUGGAUUGCCUAGCCUAUACUCUACAUAGGCUGUAGUGUGCGAAUAAUCAAGACUUUACCAGCAUGGAGACAGUGUCUUGGUUGAUUCAUACAUCUUUGUUAAUUUAUUCGGUUGUUGACAUUAAUCUAAAAUGUAUGAAACUGUGAUUUUUGUGACAUUUUUUGUUUUCUAUUUUUUGUAUCUCUGGAACAUCUUCACGGAACAAUGACUAAACAUUUGCAUAAACAAAGUUUGUGGUUCA
This is a messenger RNA of Cottoperca gobio, 2920 nucleotides long. RefSeq names its product PR domain containing 1c, with ZNF domain (gene prdm1c). Gene Ontology annotation, cellular component: nucleus; cytoplasm. The record is from RefSeq and is a predicted model, not a curated record. Bases 223 to 2586 code for a protein of 787 amino acids. Lineage: Eukaryota; Metazoa; Chordata; Actinopteri; Perciformes; Bovichtidae. Gene Ontology annotation, molecular function: protein binding; DNA-binding transcription repressor activity, RNA polymerase II-specific; RNA polymerase II cis-regulatory region sequence-specific DNA binding. The transcript has 7 exons. Gene Ontology annotation, biological process: regulation of transcription by RNA polymerase II; cell fate commitment.